AUGUCGCAGAGCUCGUCGGGCAUAUGCACCUCCGCCGCCUCCACCGCCGACCAGAAGCAUCAGGCGGCCGACGAGGCGACGCGCAUGCGUAAGAAGACGCUCGUCGGCGUGUCGGUCGGCGCCGGCAUCGUCGGCGCAGCGCUGAUGAUCAUCGCCGUCAGCACGCCGUUCUGGGUGCGCAUGGCCGAGCGCGUCUACGUCGGCGACCUCGUCGACUUCGCCGGCGUGCCGCGCAAGUUGCUCGCGCAGGCGUCCGGCAUGGAGAACCCAGAGAUCGUCGCCUGGUGGAUGGCGGGCCUCUGGUACACGUGCACGAUCUACGAGCAGAGCAACUCGACGGCGAUCAUGAAGAUGCACAAGUGGCGCGAGGAGAACGCCAACCUGUGGCCGACGACCGCUGCACCGGCUACGGGGGCGAUGCCGCCCGCAGGUGGAGGCGGCGGCGGCGGAUUUGUUGUCGGUAACGACGUCUGUUAUUUCAUCACGUACGGCGGCGACGGUCUCACAAAGCUGUCAGGCAGCGGCGUCACCGCCGAAGUGCUGCGCAAGAUGACGCGAUCGACGCCGUGUCACCUUCUCACGAUGCUGCUGCUGAUCAUCGGCACCGCGCUCACCAUCAUGGGAUUCCGCGGCCUCGACCGGUUCGUCAUUCUGGGAGCGAUCGGUCACAUUCUCGCAGGCAUGAUGUGCGCGCUCGGAAUCAUUCUCUACAUAUCAGCAAUAAACGACGAGGCGACGAACUCGUCGAAGAGCGGCAACGAUGCCAAGUUCCGCUACUGGUACGGCGUCUCGUUCUUCCUCGCCGGAACCUCGUUCGUAUUCUCGCAGAUAACGGCGGUCAUCAACAUCUCGCUGUACCUGCAGCGAUACAAAGGCAGCCUGGCCAGCAUGUCGAAAAUCGUGCCUGGCAUCGCGAGCCACGUCGACGUCGAAGGCGACCCGGAAGUCGUCGGCGAGCAGGAGCAGCUGAACCCGAAUCACGUGAUUCAGGAAGAUAUGCAGUUUCCACAGGCGACAGUAUAACGAAAGGUCAUUGUGUGCAUGCGUUCGUUCCCGCGUGUUUUUGGUCGUGA
Molecule: messenger RNA, 1073 nt
Organism: Priapulus caudatus
Lineage: Eukaryota; Metazoa; Priapulida; Priapulimorpha; Priapulimorphida; Priapulidae
Exons: 5
Coding region: 1-1023 (340 amino acids)
Biological process (GO): transmission of nerve impulse; postsynaptic neurotransmitter receptor diffusion trapping; neurotransmitter receptor transport, postsynaptic endosome to lysosome
Cellular component (GO): AMPA glutamate receptor complex; postsynaptic density membrane
Molecular function (GO): voltage-gated calcium channel activity; channel regulator activity
Source: RefSeq, a predicted model, not a curated record